Molecule: messenger RNA, 1605 nt
Organism: Colletotrichum orchidophilum
Lineage: Eukaryota; Fungi; Ascomycota; Sordariomycetes; Glomerellales; Glomerellaceae
Exons: 3
Coding region: 1-1605 (534 amino acids)
Source: RefSeq, a predicted model, not a curated record
AUGAGUUCCUACGAUACCGAGUCCAUGGACCUUUGGGUUCCAGGCACUGAGGUCAAAGGCUCGGGGAACCUGACAUGGGAGCAACUGGAUUUCAAUCGCAAUUGCACAAACUGGGGCCAAUGGCUAGCUGCGAUGCUCCAACCGGACACCUGGGAUCCAAAAUCGACUCGAGGAAUGAGUGUCCAGUUGUCAAUGAGAUUGUACUCUACAGCCAUGCCGAAGGGAUACGAAACGACAUACUCUGAUGUAUCAUACUGGUUCGCUUACAAUAUGUACCAUACACCAUACCCAGCAAACUCGAGCGAUCCAGAUUACUACCUUUUCAGCACUCGAUUCAACGAAACUGUUUUGUGGGGUCCGAAGGCGCAUUGCGAGGCCGAAUUCUGCAAGGCCGUCGGAUACACAGGAAGCCAAGAUCUUUGCGGUAUUGGGGUCGUGGUGUCUUACUACCUCGAAGGCAUCCUAGCAACAAUGUACCUCCUUGCAUUUACUAUCCACCAACUGCGUCGUCACUUCAACAAGAAUAUUUACGAAAAGACACGGCCAAAGCAGAAACAAGGGUUUAGUGGCCGCAUUCUCGACUCGUUCCGUGGAUCCCUUGACAUGUUCCUUAGCGGCUCAAUGCUGAUUUCCAUGGCCAUGCUCGGAGCCUCCGUCUACUCAGCCGCAGCAGACGUCAAGGAGAGAUCAGAGAUCAAUCCUGACCUGCCAUCGGCGGAUGCGAUUUACGAGCAAGCAUUGGCACUUAUCGCAUCCAACUUCUCUGUGUUUCCAGUCAUGUUGCUCUACGCCCUGGCCAAGCAUGAUGGCCAUCGCAAAUGGCUUCAUCGCUCUGUCCUUGCUCUUCUCUGGGGAUUGAGUGCAACAGUCGUUUAUUUAGCGCCAAGGGCCGAGAUAGACUACAACCAACGAAAGAGUGGACACAGGAAUUUUGACUGCGAUCAGCGCGGCUCGCAGUACUGGCCCGUCGUCAAGGCCACUCAGUUCUUGGUCAUUGCCCUGCCAAUGAUAUGGCUUCUCCUUACGCUCUUUGUCACUACUGGGUUCAAGAUUCCCGGCAUGGUCGACAAGCCGUGGGUCAAGAGAUGGAGAUCUUCCUGGCGAAUGCUAGUUGCUUGGAUCAACUUGUUGGUCAUGUGGGGGAUCUUGGGCUACUUCACUCACUUCCGCCAGAAAAUUAUUAAUGCUGCUGAUGGCAUCGACAAGAAUGACAAGUGGACCUUUGGGCAAGUUCUUGCGCUGGCAACGUGGGUACCAAUCGUCGCUGAGCUGCUCUACAUCUUGAUCUUCGGCCUAGAAGAGGGCUUGUCAGGCCAUAUGCCUGCCGAUUACCAUGCGACACAUGUUACGCAGCCAGACCAGACCAUGGGAGUUCCUCUUCUCGACAGAGGCUCCAUGUACGACAUGAAGCAUACCUCAACCAUGUCAACAAUGUCUAUAUCUACGUCAUUAUCGUCGCCGGCGACUCCUGGACAGGUUCAAACUCCGAUGUGGCAGCAGAACUCUGGAUACCAGCACAGCCCUGUGUACCAGCCAGUUAACAUGCAACAGCCCCACGUCCAGCAUCAUCAAAGCUGGGAUGGAUACUAUCACACGGGAUGGUAG